CCCAGGAAAUCCCUCUUCUAUUAUUAAAAGAAACCAUUUCUGGGGGGCCCAAAAAGUACUGGGACCACCAUGCCCAUGGACAGGUCGGCCGGGCAGGGCCUUGUGGGUGGGUGUCUGAGCAGUGAGGGGUGCAGCCACGUGUCCCUGGGUGGGGGUCCCCCCAGCACCCCCACCCCGGUGUCCACCUGCUCCAUCAGCUCGGAGCGGUGCUGGGGGAUUCCUGGGGCAGAGGAUCUCGCUCCGCCCCUCGCUAACCCAGCCCCUCCGCCCCACGCAGGUCAGCGGUCGCUGGGGGGCUCGGCGCCCGUGGCCAUCCCAGGCUGCCUGCCCCGCUCCCCGUCCCUGCAGUCCUCGUCGUCCCUGUCCGCCUCCCCGCUCAGCUCCUUCUCACAGUCCCUGUCGGGGCCGCUCGUCUCCUCAGCCAUGACGCCCCCCCAGCAGCCGCCAGCCCUCAAGUCGGAGCCCCGAGCGCUGGGCCCCCCAGCCCCGUCCUACAACUCCUUCGGCUUGAAUGGCGUCCCCGGCAGCAUCUGGGACUUUGUCUCUGGCAGCUUCUCUCCCAGCCCGUCCCCCAUCCUGAAUGCUGGCCCCACGGCCCCUUCAGGCACGAGUCCAAACAGUGCCGAGCUGGCCCGGGUCAGGCGGCAGCUGGACGAGGCCAAGAGGAAGAUCCGGCAGUGGGAGGAAUCCUGGCAACAGGUGAAGCAGGCCUGUGACGCGUGGCAGCGGGAGGCCAAGGAGGCCAAGGAGCGGGCGCUCGCGGCCGACAGCGCCCGGCAGCUGGCGCUGCAGAAGAAGGAGGAGGUGGAGGCCCAGUUCCGACGGCUGCAGGAGGAGCUGGAGGGCCGGGGCUUGGCCUCCGUGCUCCCCGGGCUGCGCGGCUGUGGUGACAUCGGCGCCAUCCCCCUGCCGAAGCUGCAUUCGCUGCAGAGUCAGCUGCGCCUCGAUUUGGAAGCAGUGGAUGGGGUGAUCUUCCAGCUGCGAGCGAAGCAGUGCGGGGUGUGCGGGGAGCGGGCCCGCGGCGCUGUCCUGCGGCCCUGCCAGCAUCGUGUGCUCUGCGAGCCGUGUGCGGCCAGCGCACCCGAGUGCCCCUACUGCGCGGGCCAGCCCCUGCCCUGGUGACGGCUGCCUUGUCGCCCGCCUCCUGGUGCCACCGACGUCGGGACCCCAGCCCCAAACAGACCACCCACGGUCUCGUACUCUCCUCACAGACCCUGAAGGCCCUGUGGGGCUCGGCAGGCAGGGUGACUCUGCGGGGUUUGUGGUUCUGACGCCACUGUGACCGGAUCCUGGGAGUUCACAUCCCGAGAAGCACUUUGUAGACGGAAGAGUUUAGGCAGACGUUCCGAGUUGCUAUAAGCUGCUUUGAGGUUCAUGUUUUUAAUAUGCGAUAAUAUGAAGCUUUAUACGUGUACUGUGAACAGAGUAUUUCCUAUCGGUCUAUCGUUAAUCCAUAGUACGGUAAACACAUUAGGUUUCAUAUCUGAAAUUAGUACUUAUGAAGUGAGCAUUUAUCUAGUAGUGAGAAAUGCCUAGGAUUUUUACAGUUUCCAAAUUAAGUGCAAACUAAUAGUAUUUAUAGCAGAGUGAUUAUUGAGAGACACAUAUACAUGUAGAUGUUUUUAAUUUUAUGAAGGGAACUCAUUUCCUGAACACGUGCACAUUAACUGGAGCGUCAGUGACAGCGCCCCGCGCCUGCGGCCUCCCGCUCAAGUGCCUGCGCCUAGGA
Molecule: messenger RNA, 1729 nt
Organism: Physeter macrocephalus (sperm whale)
Lineage: Eukaryota; Metazoa; Chordata; Mammalia; Artiodactyla; Physeteridae
Product: unk like zinc finger
Exons: 4
Coding region: 70-1122 (350 amino acids)
Source: RefSeq, a predicted model, not a curated record